ACAUAUUUAAAUAGAAAUUUAAAUUUUGCUCCCGUUUGGGUAUUGUUGAUUUUGUUUUAUAGACAUCUAAUAUUCAGCAGCUUUGUCAAAUGUCACUGAAAUAAUGAUAGCAAUUUAGUUAACUUUUUAGAAUGCCUUUUUGGUUGUUGUUGUUUUUAAUUUGAAGGUAAUAAAAAUUUGUCGAGGUUUAUGACUUCAGCCUGAGCAUUAUUCUUAGCUACUUUAGAACAAACUGUGCAAGGUGACAGUUUUGUGGAGGUUUCAAUUAUUUUGUUGUACAUAUAAAUAAGCAGUUUGUGCUUCUGUAGUAAGAAGUUUUGUAGCUCAUACUACAUAUUUGACAAUAAGCUAAUUGCGGAAGAAACAAGCCUUGUGUAAUUAACAGCCUGAUGACAAUGAUAUAGGAUUUAUAUUGAUGAACUCUCUUUAUAUGCCUACAUAUAGAGAUCCACUAUUUCAUUCACAGCAUUAACUUUCUUUAUACUUUUCUGAGGCUUUACAUAAUAUAUUAGCAACCAAACCAGAAUAAACAGCACAAUCCUAACCAUGCCUACACACUCCUUCUGAAUUCAAUGGAGUUUUACUCCCAGGAAGCAUUAUCAGUUGUGAGUGAAGACCAGUCUUUAUUUGAGUGUGCCUACGGAACUCCCCACCUUUCUAAGGCAGAGAUGACAGCCUCCUCUUCCAGUGAAUAUGGGCAGACAUCAAAGAUGAGUCCACGUGUUCCCCAGCAGGACUGGUUAUCGCAACCUCCAGCCAGAGUCACCAUCAAGAUGGAAUGCAAUCCAAAUCAAGUUAAUGGCUCAAGGAAUUCCCCUGACAACUGCAGUGUGGCAAAAGGAGGAAAGAUGUCCAGCAACACAGAAAACGUUGGCAUGAACUAUGGAAGCUAUAUGGAAGAAAAGCACAUCCCACCACCAAACAUGACCACCAAUGAACGGAGAGUUAUUGUCCCAGCAGAUCCCACAUUAUGGAGCACAGACCACGUACGCCAGUGGUUGGAAUGGGCAGUCAAAGAAUAUGGCCUGCCAGAUGUGGACAUUGUGCUGUUUCAGAAUAUUGAUGGGAAGGAAUUGUGUAAGAUGACCAAAGAUGACUUCCAGAGGCUAACACCAAGCUAUAAUGCAGACAUUCUUCUCUCACACUUACACUACCUCAGAGAGACUCCUCUUCCACAUUUGACUUCAGAUGAUGUUGAUAAGGCCUUACAAAACUCUCCACGGUUAAUGCAUGCUAGAAAUACAGGAGGUGCAGCUUUUAUCUUCCCGAACACUUCAGUUUACCCUGAAACUGCACAAAGAAUUACCACCAGGCCAGAUAUACCUUAUGAACAGGCCAGGAGGUCAGCCUGGACAAGUCACAGUCAUCCUGCUCCCCAGUCAAAAGCAGCUCAAGCAUCAUCUUCAACAGUGCCCAAAACAGAAGACCAGCGCCCUCAGUUAGAUCCCUACCAAAUUCUUGGCCCAACCAGCAGCCGUCUUGCAAAUCCAGGAAGUGGGCAGAUACAGCUAUGGCAGUUCUUGCUGGAGCUUCUGUCAGAUAGCUCCAAUUCCAAUUGUAUCACCUGGGAGGGCACAAAUGGAGAGUUCAAGAUGACUGACCCUGAUGAAGUAGCCCGACGCUGGGGGGAGAGGAAGAGCAAACCCAACAUGAACUAUGACAAGCUCAGCCGUGCUCUCCGUUACUACUACGACAAAAAUAUAAUGACUAAAGUCCAUGGUAAGCGUUACGCCUACAAGUUUGACUUCCAUGGAAUUGCUCAAGCUCUCCAGCCACAUCCUCCAGAAUCAUCCAUGUACAAAUAUCCAUCAGACCUGCCCUACAUGAGCUCCUACCAUGCACAUCCCCAGAAAAUGAACUUCGUUGCUCCCCAUGCUCCAGCCUUGCCUGUCACUUCCUCCAACUUUUUUGCCGGACCCACUCCAUACUGGAAUUCACCAGCUGGAAGUAUCUAUCCUAACACUAGGCUCCCGGCCACCCACAUGCCUUCUCACCUUGGCACUUACUACUAAAGGAAGAAACAAAACGAUAAGAGGACAUUUCUCCAAGGAAUACAAUGAAUUUUAUUGGAGGAUAUGAGCAAAAAGUGCCUAAAAGACAUGACAAGGUUGACUGGGACCGAAAAAUGCCAUAUACAAAUGCUUUUUUUAAAAAAAAAGGAUUACAGGAGAGUAUUAAAGAAAUUUAAAGAUGCUAUUAUGUAAAUUGUAUGUUGACAUUGAACUUACACAUCAAACAAUGAAAUACUGUUCUAGGUAGAAAAGUAUCUAAUGACAAAGUAUAAAAUGGGUUUCAGGAAAAGUUUAUAAGCUUUUACGUCACGAUUGAUAUGCUAAUGCAUAUUGGGACUCUACUACAGCAAUAUAAGGAUAAUUCUGUUACAGACUAGGAUACUACCUGCAUUUUUUAAAAAAAAAACAAAACAAAGACAAACCUACAGAACAGUGUCAUAAAUAUUUGUUUCUCAGUGCAGCGGUUUCAGCUGGGAUGAACUUAAAUACAUUCCAUUAUUAAGAGGGAGGGAUCAGCUAUUUCAAAACUGUGAAGACAAUGCAAGCUUUACGAUUCCUUGACAGUGUUAAAGAGCUCUGAGCCAAAUAUUGGGACUGAGAAUGUGCUGAAGGGCAAGUGUGUGAUUGUAGACAAAAGGGCACAACACACCAGGAAGUCCUCUAGUGCAAGUUCUACUAAAAUGAACUGGACCUGCACAAGAGCCCCUGGGUCGGAUACAUGAAGUGGAAAGGGGUAAGAGAAGGAAAGAGUCAUAAGAGUGAAGGAGAAGACAUUUCCUGUAGAUAUAGGGGAAACUGAAAACUGGACAGUGUUUGAACUAUGAAGAAUUACUUGUUUGGACUUGAGAAAUAUUCUGUUGACUAUUAUGCCAUUUCCAGUAUUAUCAAAGAAAAGACUUGAUUUUGUUAUUAAGUCUAAGAAGGGGGAAGUUGUAGUAUCAGAGUAUGCAUCUCUUUAUAAAAAUGUAAAACUGGAAUUGUCUGAUAUUUAAAAGUGACGCUUAGGACCUCAUUCUUCUAAAGGGAAUUUGUUUUCUACUGGUUGAAGGUAAGAGACAAUCCCCAGUUGCCAAAGUCUGAAAUCAUAUAGAUAUUUUUGUUAGGCAGCGCCAGUUUUUCUUUUCCGAGUCGCGAACGCUGUGCGUUUGUCAGAAUGAAAUAUACAAGUCAACGUUAUUUUUUUUUCCUUUUUAUAUAAUAAUUAUAUAACUUAUGCAUUUAUACACUACGAGUUGAUCUCGGCCAACCAAAGACACAGAAAGGGACAAUCAGAAAUAUUGUGGCCUUGAAUUUUAACUCUGUAUGCUUCAUGUUUACAUUAUGAACUUAACUAGUACUUAGAAAGCAGAAUGUAUGUAAUAAAAUAAGCUUGGCCUAGCAUGGCAAUUCAGAUUGA
Podarcis muralis (Common wall lizard) is the source of this 3408-nucleotide messenger RNA. RefSeq names its product ETS transcription factor ERG (gene ERG). NCBI's taxonomy places the organism in Eukaryota, Metazoa, Chordata, Lepidosauria, Squamata, Lacertidae. Gene Ontology annotation, biological process: regulation of transcription by RNA polymerase II; cell differentiation. Gene Ontology annotation, cellular component: nucleus. Gene Ontology annotation, molecular function: sequence-specific DNA binding; DNA-binding transcription factor activity, RNA polymerase II-specific. The record is from RefSeq and is a predicted model, not a curated record.